AUGGAAAAGUUUCGUAGACGGAUGCAAGAAACGUAUAAAGACGUCCCGUUAGAGAAUUACAAAGACUUGUGGUCAUGGUCUGUUGAGCAUCCUGAACACUUCUGGUCCGAAGUAUGGGAUUAUACCCACAUUAUCUCGAGUAAAAAAGGAUCGCACGUUCUGGAUGUCCACCAACCCAUGGACAGUAUACCCGUUUGGUUUCAGGAAGCUCGACUCAAUUUUGCCGAGAAUCUCCUGUGGUGUAAAAGUGCUGAUAAAACGGCUAUUAUAGCUACAGGCGAAGGCCGCGAUGAAACGUCGAUGAGUUUUGCAGAAUUAUACCAACAGGUGUUGAAAUUUGCUGAAGCACUCAAAUCGCAAGGUGUAGAAAAGGGAGACCGUGUGGCAGCCUAUAUUCCACACUGUACUGAAGCGAUCAUUGCUAUGCUCGCUACGCUCAGUAUAGGAGCUAUCUGGAGUUCCACAUCGCCUGAUUUUGGCGUUACAGGUGUUUUGGAUAGGUUUACACAAAUUCAACCCAAGGUAUUGAUUUCUGUCAAUGCUGUUAUUUAUAACGGCAAAACGUUAGACCAUCUAUCCAAACUGAAGACGGUGGUUCAAGACCUUCCUUGCGUACAAAAAGUGAUUCUUAUCCCCUUUGUGGGUGACAUCGCCCACCGAGAGGACAUGGAAAAAGAGAUACUGUAUUCGGUCACAUGGUCCGAUUUCAUCAACACCAUUCCUGACGAUCUUUUACCGUCCGAGAUUCAGUUUGCUCAGGUGCCCUUUCAUCAUCCCGCUUUUAUCUUGUUCAGCUCGGGUACGACGGGACUGCCCAAGUGUAUCGUUCAUUCAGGCGGUGGACUCUUGUUGCAGUUGAAGAAGGAGCAUGUCCUUCAUGGAAACAUGGGACCGGAAGACGUGUUUUUUUAUUAUACGACGACAGGAUGGAUGAUGUGGAAUUGGUUAGUAGCAGGUUUAAGUGUGGGAGCCACUUUGGUGGUAUGGGAUGGUAGUCCGUUCAAGCCCUCUCCUUUACAUCUAUGGCAAUUGGCAGACAAAUGGAAGGUGACUCACUUUGGUACCUCUGCCAAAUACCUACAGUCGUUACAAGAAGCCAAAGUGUAUCCAAACAAAACAUGUGAUUUAUCCACACUCAAGGCUGUCUACUCUACCGGCUCACCUCUGAAACCCGAGAGUUUUGAUUUUGUCUAUCAAUCCAUUAAAAAAGACGUGAUGCUCGGAAGUAUUACAGGAGGCACUGAUAUCUGCUCUCUGUUUGCCGGCCAUAACGUCAGCCUCCCCGUCUAUCGCGGUGAAAUUCAAUGUGUGUGUUUGGGGAUGCAUAUCCAAGCGUGGGCGGAAGAAGGAAAAGCAGUGUACGCCCAAGCCGGCGACCUGGUGUGCGUGACGCCGUUCCCUUGCAUGCCGGUCGCGAUGUACGGAGACGAUGCACAACAGUCCAAAUACAAAGCCGCCUACUUUGACGUGUAUCCUCACGUGUGGUACCAUGGCGACUUUGUGUGGAUCAACCCAGACACGGGCGGUGUCGUCAUGUUGGGACGAUCCGAUGGCACGUUGAAUCCGAACGGCGUCCGUUUUGGCAGUGCAGAGAUUUACAAUGUGGUCGACAGGUUACAUGACGCGGAGGGCAUUGAGGAUAGUCUUUGUGUGGGGCAAAAGAUCAAAGGCGAAGACGACGAACGCGUGGUCUUGUUUUUAAAGAUGAAAGAAGGUCAUGCUGUCACUGACGGCUUGGUCCAGCGGUUAAAGACAAUGAUCCGUCAAGAGCUUAGCCCACGCCAUGUUCCUGCCUUCAUUCUUCCGAUUGCUGAUAUUCCGUAUACCAUCAAUGGAAAAAAGGUAGAAGUGGCCGUCAAGAAAAUUUUAAGCGGUAAAAAGGUCGUCGCCACAGGCACCUUGGCCAAUCCAGAAAGUUUAGAAUUGUUUUAUGAUAUAGAAGCAUUAGCUCAAUAG
Messenger RNA from Mycotypha africana, 1956 nucleotides. Its product is annotated as acetoacetate-CoA ligase. Gene Ontology annotation, cellular component: cytosol. The record is from RefSeq and is a predicted model, not a curated record. Gene Ontology annotation, molecular function: acetoacetate-CoA ligase activity. Lineage: Eukaryota; Fungi; Mucoromycota; Mucoromycetes; Mucorales; Mycotyphaceae. Gene Ontology annotation, biological process: lipid metabolic process. The transcript has 9 exons. Bases 1 to 1956 code for a protein of 651 amino acids.